AUGGACAACUCUCAGAGUCAGCCAUUACCUCCUGGUGUUGGAGCAUGGCAGCCGCCACCUCCAAAUCCUCCUCCACAAUUUCAGCAUCCUCCACAAUUUCAACCUACCCCACGCCCACAUGCUUAUCCAGCACCAUAUGAUACCAGACCCAAUGGUGGUAACAAUCAAAAUGGAGCAAACAUGUACUAUGCAACACAACAUUUUCAUCCUAGUCCACAUCGACAUGCUUAUCCAACACCAUACGACACCAGACCCAAUAAUGGCAGCAAUCAAAAUACAGCAGGCCCCUUCUAUGCUACACAGCCUAACAUGCCUUUUGCUCCCGCUCAAAGUACUCCUAGUGUUACCGCAGAAGCUGGGAAUGGACAACCAGAUCUCAAUGGCCAUCAGAGCGCUCAUGUGGUUGCUAACCACAAUGGAAGUGCGGCAAACAUCGAAUCUGCUGUGCAAGAGGCUGUUCUUCACGAACAGGACAUUGAGACGCAGCAAGUAAUACAAAAUCAAAGGCAAGCAAAAUCAACAAACGACCCCGCAGAAUAUGGGGAAGACAUACUUUCGAGCCGGCGCGACCCUAAUGCACUGAAGGAACACUUGCUGAAGAUGACGGUUGACCAUCGUGCAGAGAUGGCAAAUAAAAGGGGAAAGUCACUUCAUCCAGAUAAUGGCAAUGUUGAGAUUGGCAAUGGCUAUGGUGUACCAGGAGGUGGUGCUUAUUAUGCUGGAAAUUUGUCAAGUGCUCAAAUGAAUAAACCAAAAGAUUAUGCUGAGAAAGCAGAAGGUGAUGACGGUCUCCCCGAGUUUCUGAAGCAGAGGUUAAAAGCAAGGGGAAUUCUUAAAGACAAGGAAGCAAAUGAUAACAUCAUGGCUAAACAAAAUGCAAAUUCUCAAGAAGGCCACAACAAAUCUGCCCAAGAUUUGCCUCCUGGUUGGGCCGAGACGAAGGAUCCAACGACUGGUGCUUCUUAUUUCUACAACCAAAGCACCGGAGUAACCCAAUGGGAUCGUCCCGGUGGUACCGUGAAUACCGUGCAGCAUCAAGCUGCUCCAUCAUUGCCAGAAAAUUGGGAGGAGGCACUUGACAAAUCAACAGGCCAGAAAUACUACUAUAACACAAAGACACAGGCAACACAGUGGGAGCCACCUACUUCUGUGAACCCAGUUAUUGUGCCACAAGCAUCCACCGUUGUUGCAGUUCAGCCGACCACUCAAAAUACUGAUCUUUGGAACCCUCACAUACAAAGAUGUUCAGGCUGUGGUGGCUGGGGAGUCGGUCUUGUCCAGCCGUGGGGAUAUUGCAAUCACUGCACAAGGGUUCAAAAUCUGCCUUUUCAACAGUAUCCGUCUUACUCGAACAAUAUCGUGCCCUCAAGUUGUACCAAUGUUCCCAAAAGUCAAGGAAACAUCGCAGCUAAGGACAGAUCAAAUUCAAAACCCCCUUCAGGUAAAGCAAACAAAAAAGAUAACCGAAAAAGAGGUCGUGCUGAGGAGGAUGAGCUUGACCCAAUGGAUCCAAGCUCUUACUCAGAUGCUCCACGGGGUGGCUGGGUUGUUGGCCUGAAGGGUGUACAGCCGCGAGCAGCGGAUACAACUGCAUCUGGACCUCUGUUCCAACAAAGGCCGUAUCCCUCACCCGGCGCCGUGUUGAGGAAAAAUGCGGAGGCGGCAUCUGGCAGCGGCAAGAAACGUGGUGGUAUGUCUGCGAUCAGCAAAAGAGGGGAUGGCAGUGAUGGGCUCGGGGAAGCGGAUUGUAGCAAGUCAAGUGCCGGAGGCGAGGCUAGUGCAGUGUGA
Molecule: messenger RNA, 1788 nt
Organism: Triticum turgidum subsp. durum (durum wheat)
Lineage: Eukaryota; Viridiplantae; Streptophyta; Magnoliopsida; Poales; Poaceae
Source: the annotation of a GenBank genome assembly